GCUGUUGUGGAGGUCCAGUGAAGUCUCUCUUUCUCACACACAGAGAUCCAGUUUCUUGGAUAGUGUUUUGUAUCCUGAGUGGGGUGCGGUGAUGUCAUUGUAAACUUCUCUCAGUCCCUAUUCAGACGCUGCGCGUUCUACUCUUCAUUCUGAUUGUUGAACUCAUUGAGAACGGUACCCAUCCGGGAAGUGCAGUUUUAAAGAAACUUAACUUUGAGCAUCGUAAACAACAAAACAAUUCACUGACAGAUCUACAACAAGCCCGGCUUUUUGGCGAGGGCGAGUGGGAACUUAUAAAAUGAACCGGAGUUUUAAUAAAUCUCAGACCUUGCGGUAUUUGGACUUUACUGCGGUGGAAGUAAAAAGCAAGUAUGGGGCAGAAUUCAGAAGAUUCUCCUUGGAUCGAUUCAAACCUGGCAAAUUUGAAGAGUUUUACAAUCUCAUUCUUCACAUUCACCGGUUAUCCAACAUUGAAGUCAUGCUCGGCUAUGCUGACGUCCACGGAGAUCUACUUCCCAUUAACAACGAUGACAACUUCUGCAAGGCUGUCUCCAUGGCCAACCCCUUGCUUAGGGUCUUCAUACAGAAACAAGAGGAAGUCGACUACAGUAGUUUUGGCACCAACACCCUGACGAGGCGGAAGAAAGCAGUGGUGACCCUCCGCAACGAUGUGAACCGCAAGCGGCCGCACAUCAGCAUCAGCAUGCCACAGGACUUCCGGCCUGUAUCCUCUAUCAUUGAUGUGGACAUUCUGCCCGAGACCCACCGACGGGUACGUCUCUACCGCCACGGCUCUGACAAGCCCCUGGGCUUCUACAUCCGGGAUGGCACCAGUGUGCGGGUCACCCCGCACGGUCUGGAGAAGGUGCCGGGCAUCUUCAUCUCGCGCAUGGUGCCGGGCGGGCUGGCGGAGAGCACGGGGCUCCUGGCGGUCAACGACGAGGUGCUGGAGGUCAACGGCAUUGAGGUGACGGGCAAGACCUUGGACCAGGUGACAGACAUGAUGAUAGCCAACAGCCAUAACCUCAUCAUCACCGUGAAGCCUGUCAACCAGCGCAACAACAUCAUCCGCAGCAGCCGCACCUCCGGCAGCUCGGGCCAGUCCACAGACAGUGGCAGCUCCACCGGCCACCACAGCCUGCCGGCCCCCUCUUCCCUCAACCAGCACCUUCUUCAGAACUUCCACCCGGACGACAUGGACAGCGACGAGGAGGCCGAUAUUGUCAUCGAGAGCAGCCUCAAGCAGCCCAAGAAAACGGCAACGCCUCCUCCGAAACCACUGUCCCAACGUUCUUCUUCCAGAGGCCAGCUCCCAACGCCACCCAGUCCCCUACGGCCUCCUUCCUCCAUUUCCAACGCCUCCACCUCUAUUGUACAGUCCCACCCCAGCAACGGCAACAACAACCUGAGCUUCAGACUGCACAAAGAACUCUCUCUCCAGCACCACAGCAGCAGGGGAUCCAUCAGCAGGGAAAGCAACGGCAGCCUCCACAAAAUCCUCAAUAGCUUGAGGACAGACCCCAGACACAGCCUUGUCCUGCCCAGAGGAGGAGUGGAGGAGGACGGCACCGUUAUCACACUUUAAAAUUCGCACCAACCUUUUUCUUUCGCGGACGCUGCUCUGAAGUCUUGCAUCUCCUGUGUCUUACAGAAUAUCAAAAUUGAAAGAAACACUAAUUAAGGUAUAAUAAAAAAAAAAAUGUAUACUGUGUAAUUUAAAGCUAAAAAGAGGUGGUUGACUCUUCCGUUUUUUACGAGGGUACCACAAUUUUCCUGUGGAGAUUAACAGGUUUUGACCUUCACUUUGUGAUUUCCAAGGAAAUGUUGCUGCUAUAAUGGUUGAUAUUCCCUAACAAUCAGAUAAAAUUUAAACAUUCUGGUCCAUUGUAAACUUAUAUUGAGAAUUGUUUUCGUUUUAAAAUACACAGUAGAUGCUUCUUAAUUGCACAUUCAUUCAAAGAAUAUGGCAUCCAUAUUAUGUCCCUCCUCUCUGCUGACAUCCGAUCAAGUUUUGUGUAUGUUUUAAAUUAAGGGAUUAUCAAAGUUUUGUGUUUGAAAUGUGCCUUCUUACUUCGUCUUGAAGUUUGAUUGAGUAACACAGGGAAAACAAUGCAGAGAAGUAUUGUAUUUAAAUAACCCCUCAUGCUAAUUUUCAAUUAACACUUUUAAAAAAGUAACUAUCAAGAACAUAAUGAUAUCUACAAGAAUACAGUACAGUAUUGUACAACAAUACUACUGUAAUCUGUUUACUACGGAUUACAGUCAGAUCAAUAAGUCAUUUAUAGUAAUGUUUUAAUAUUUUUGUAUACAAAAAUGUAAAAGGAGAAUCAUUUGAAGAUAAAAAUAGAUGCAAGUGUUUUAUCAUUUUCUUGAUGUUUAGGUCAGUUUAAAGUACCUGCACAGUCUCUUGCACACUGCUUUACAAAUAUUGAUGCUGAGGUUAAACAAUAGGUAUGACACGAUGAAGGCAUUCCCAUUCGUCUUAUUGAUUUAGUUUCUUAUAGUUUUACCGCUGAUGCUGAACAUAUAAAAUGGAAUCAUGCUUUCCACGUAGUCAGGACUAAAAUGUUUCACUGACCAAACACCAGAAAACCUCAAAGGCCAGAUAUAUCACAGGAUUUAACCAGAAAUCAUAGUUGCAUUUUUUCAUGAAAGGAAAAUAAAUGUGCUUAUAUUACAUAACUAGUACCAAACAAUGUUGCCUCUGUUUUCCUGUCCUUAAAUGAACCUUCAAAUUUCUUUGUUACUAGUUUUGUAACAAAAAGAUUUAAUUCGAUAUGACAAAAACUGAUGCAAAUUGCAUUUGGUUAUAAACACCUUGUGCAAUAAGGCAAACUGCCUUCCCUGACUAAGGUAGAGGUGUGCAAUUAGGUGGCUUCUACUGUAUUUGAUACUGGAUAGAAUUAUUUAGUUUACAUUGAUUUUACAAGCCUAAUAAAUUGAAGCUACAAGCUAAUAUUAAUCUUGUAGAAUGUCAUUCAUUUACAUUUGCCAAGCCUUUGUAUCUUGUUCACGUUCAUGGACAAGAUGCCUGAGUAAGUAUUACAUUUGAAAAGACCAGUUUCUUUCAUCAACUCCACACUAUAUUUUAUUAUGUAACUGUUUAUUUGUAAAGAAAUAACUUCAAACGUGCCUAGUUUAUAAUGUAAACCCAAUAUAAAAACCACAUUGCUUUUGCUUGUGUUGUUUCAAUGCUAAAUGAAAAUGAAUGCUGAACUGAGCUGGAAUCUGCCUUUGUUAUUUAAGUAGCACUAAAGAGAGGUUCCUAUAUAGAUUAGCACAAUUUAGGGUAUCCAAUAAGGAAGUAUUAUACUGCACAUGCAACAAUAAGACCAAAUUGUGUUUGAACCCCAUUGUUCAAAGAGCUGGAACUCUUCCACUCAUUCUCGUUGAUGGAAUUAUCUUUAGGACAGCACCACUUGCUGGUAGGAAACCACCAUAGUCAGGAUUCCUAACCAGUUUUCAUCACUAAAUGUAACCUUUAAUGUUAAGGAAUGAAUUAAAGUGUAUCUUUUAAGGUUUUAUUAUUUAUUCCAAAUUUGUCACAGGAUUCGCUGGAUUAUUUAGUACCAUCCAUACAAGGUUAUAUAAAUCAUGACUUACCUGUUACAAACAAAAAUAGUAAUAACAUUAUAUAAAUGGCGUGAUAAUGUGUUAUUGGUACAAUGCAAGUCCAUUUUUGCAGAAUUGUUUUAUUUCUGUGAGAAAUAGAUACAUGGCCAAAAGCUAAAAUGUUAAGGGAAGUGUCCUGGGAAACACAUAAAACACCUGUCUGGCUUUUAGGUACCCAUACUUUUAAAGGUUAAUGUCAUUCAAGCAUGUGUAUGUCAAUCGUUACACCCACUUUCAAAAACUUUGAUUUGUUGGUAUCACAAUUUACUUCCAGGUUUUCACACAUUUAUUUUUUGAACUUCUUGUUUGUUGGCUGUCAGAUAUAAACAGGUGACGGGGUGGGGUUGUCUAUUCUUACUGAGGUAAAGGAGGUGGAAGGUGUAAAUAAAACGUCCAGUGACACUGUCGGUGUAAAAAUAUUGUACCAAUAAUUUAACACAUGGAAAGUAAUUGAGGGGAUGUUUGAGUUAUAGUUGUGUGGUCUUACUGGAAUCUUUCUCACAGAUAUAAGGCUUACCUUUUUAAAUGCUCAAUUUAGUAUGGUUUGUGGUACCAAGUUUAAAAUAUUUGAUAAACUACAUCUACAUGGAAACAGUGUUGAUUUGAAAAGCCUUCACUGUCUUUCAAUAUAGUGAAGCCAUUUCCAAGUUAAACUGCACUUGGGAUUACAGUUACAGUGUGACUGGAAGUCUUUUUUUUGGCCAAACUAUGUAAAUAUCUGGAUGUUUUUUUACCGAAGUCUUAGUUUCUUACGCAUUUCACUUUUUUUUGUUUAUUAGUUACACUAGGAUAUUGAAGCUUUUUUGUAACAGAAAUAGCUUGUAUUGUAUUAAUGUAUAGUAGAGGACAUGGAAUGUCUGACUGCGUAAUACAGUUCUUUCUAAUUUUAUAUGCAAAACAACUCAACAAUAUUAUUUUCUUACCACUGUGUUGAUUUUUUUUUUGUAUUUAACAAAAUGUCUUCUAAAUAAAUAAAUAAAAUUG
Molecule: messenger RNA, 4596 nt
Organism: Acipenser ruthenus (sterlet)
Lineage: Eukaryota; Metazoa; Chordata; Actinopteri; Acipenseriformes; Acipenseridae
Product: partitioning defective 6 homolog gamma-like
Exons: 3
Coding region: 299-1585 (428 amino acids)
Biological process (GO): regulation of cellular localization; centrosome cycle; establishment or maintenance of cell polarity
Cellular component (GO): cell cortex; nucleus; apical plasma membrane
Molecular function (GO): protein kinase C binding
Source: RefSeq, a predicted model, not a curated record